This is a messenger RNA of Paramuricea clavata, 636 nucleotides long. NCBI's taxonomy places the organism in Eukaryota, Metazoa, Cnidaria, Anthozoa, Malacalcyonacea, Plexauridae. The record is from the annotation of a GenBank genome assembly.
AUGAACAAGAUAACGGUCUAUGUUGAAGACGGAGGGGUUACCCUGGAUUUACAGGAUCCACUAAUCCUUACCCACGGAUCCGAACUUUACGUAAAGACUGCUGCCAUGUUCUGGAAUUAUAAGAAUAUUCGCAAGGGGUUUAAUGACUACAUUUCCGUAGAUGGGAAGAAGGUAAUGAUAGACGAAGGGUAUUGGACCUUUAAACAGCUUAGGAAAGAGCUGGAGGAAAACGGGUUGACACUUAGGGAAUAUCCCGAUGGAAGUAUAAGGAUCGACUUUGCUAAGGGAACAAAUUCCGCAGGACUCCGGAAUCUCACGAGUAUUCUGGGUUACCGGUCCUUCAAUGGUCCUACAUACACACCACACAUUAGCGAUCGUCCCAUAGACAUACACGAAGGCUUGCGGCACCUCACAGUCAGUUGUAACCUUGUGAAUCGCGAGCAUAACAUCGGACCGUAUGGAAAUAGGAGUACCGUCAUCACUUCCCUUCCCAUCGAUGGAACAAGACCUCUCUUUGGACCACGACGAAAUACAACGACAUCGAAAGCCAAGUACGGGUGGAUGCUGGUAAAUACAGCGAAAUCCGGUUUGAGAUUGGAUCUAAUACCGGAAUCAUCCCUGGAGAUGUCUUGUUAG